AUGAACUUAGAUGGGGACUGCAGCAUGUCAGUCAGUUGUGGCAAUGGCAAACUCAGACAGUGGCUGAUCGAUCAGAUUGACAGUGGGGAGUAUCCCGGCUUGGUUUGGGAGAAUGACGAGAAAACCAUUUUCAGGAUACCGUGGAAACACGCGGGCAAGCAGGACUAUAAUCGCGAGGAGGAUGCCGCGCUAUUUAAGGCUUGGGCACUGUUCAAAGGGAAAUACAGAGAGGGCGUUGAUAAACCAGACCCCCCAACAUGGAAGACAAGACUACGCUGUGCCCUCAACAAAAGCAAUGACUUUGAUGAAUUGGUGGAAAGGAGCCAGCUGGACAUAUCGGAUCCCUACAAAGUAUACCGCAUCAUACCAGAAGGUGCAAAAAGAGGUGCCAAGGCAAACAAUGUGGAGGAGAACAUGGCACACGUGAGCUCCUCUGUCUACUCCAUGCAUUCUCCAUACUCAUCUCUACAGCCUCAGAUGCCCAGCUACGUGUUGCCCCCUGAGAGGCGGGACUGGAGGGACUAUGGGCAGGAGCAGAACCACCAUCCCCAGCCCUCACACGCGGACCUCCAGUACGGCCAGUGCCCUUACCCUCCCCCACGCUCCCUGCCCUGGCAUGCGCCACCCUGUGAUAAUGGUUACCAGAUAUCUGGAACAUUCUGCACCUACUCACCCACGGAGCCCCAUGCCACAGCAGUGGAUCCCAACAUGAGAUCAGCUGAUCCCAUAUCUGACUGCCGUCUGCACGUGUCACUGUUCUACCGGGAUUCUCUCGUGAAGGAGGUGACCACAACCAGUCCAGAGGGCUGCCGCAUCUCCUCUGCUCCGUCCUCGCCUCCAUCGCCCUCCUCCCCAUGCUCAGACGAAAGGCUUUACGGAGGAGCGGAGCCCGUACUCUUCCCCUUCCCUUACCCCCAAUCCCAGAGGAGGGGGGCGGAGAAACUGCCCAACAUUCUGGAGCGUGGUGUGCUGUUGUGGCUGCUAGCGGACGGUCUGUAUGCCAAACGGCUGUGCCAAGGUCGCGUGUACUGGGAAGGCCCGCUGGCUCCGUACUCCGACAAGCCCAACAAACUGGAGAAGGAGCAGACCUGCAAGCUCUUUGACACCCAACAGUUCCUCUCAGAGUUACAGGGUUACAUCCAUCACGGGCGGCCCAUGCCCAGAUACCACGUGGUUCUGUGUUUUGGUGAUGAGUACCCUGAUCCUCAGCGCCAAAGCAAGAUGAUUACUGCCCAGGUGGAGCCACUGUUUGCCCGACAGCUCCUGUACUUCGCUGGACAGCCAAACAGUCACUAUCUCCGUGGUUAUGAAAUCCCCAGCCAAGCGCCUCUGCCUGCAGAAGAUUAUCAGAGAGCCCUCUAA
Molecule: messenger RNA, 1362 nt
Organism: Chanos chanos (milkfish)
Lineage: Eukaryota; Metazoa; Chordata; Actinopteri; Gonorynchiformes; Chanidae
Gene: irf4a
Product: interferon regulatory factor 4a
Exons: 8
Coding region: 1-1362 (453 amino acids)
Biological process (GO): immune system process; regulation of transcription by RNA polymerase II
Cellular component (GO): nucleus
Molecular function (GO): RNA polymerase II cis-regulatory region sequence-specific DNA binding; protein binding; DNA-binding transcription factor activity, RNA polymerase II-specific
Source: RefSeq, a predicted model, not a curated record